Molecule: messenger RNA, 6152 nt
Organism: Saimiri boliviensis boliviensis (Bolivian squirrel monkey)
Lineage: Eukaryota; Metazoa; Chordata; Mammalia; Primates; Cebidae
Gene: NANOS1
Product: nanos C2HC-type zinc finger 1
Molecular function (GO): zinc ion binding; RNA binding
Source: RefSeq, a predicted model, not a curated record
GGCCGGCGGGCAGGCUCGGCGCGUCCGUUCCGUCCGGCCCGCGCCGGCGGCGGGGAGGCGGCGCGCAGCCCGCAGCCCGCCCAUGGAGGCUUUCCCCUGGGCGCCCCGCUCGCCCCGCCGCGGCCGCGCCCCCCCGCCCAUGGCGCUCGUGCCCAGCGCCCGCUACGUGAGCGCCCCGGGCCCGGCGCACCCGCAGCCCUUCAGCUCCUGGAACGACUACCUGGGGCUCGCCACGCUCAUCACCAAGGCGGUGGACGGCGAGCCGCGCUUCGGCUGCGCCCGCGGUGGGAACGGCGGCGGCAGCUCCCCGCCCUCCUCCUCCUACUCGUCCUGCUGCUCCCCACACGGGGGAGCCGGGCCCGGGGCGCUAGGGCCAGCGCUGGGGCCGCCCGACUACGACGAAGACGACGACGACGACAGCGACGAGCCGGGGUCCCGGGCCCGCUACCUGGGGGGCGCGCUGGAGCUGCGCGCACUGGAGCUGUGCACGGGCCCCGCCGAGGCCGGGCUGCUGGAGGAGCGCUUCGCGGAGCUGAGCCCGUUCGCCGGUCGCGCUGCCGCCGUGCUGCUGGGCUGUGCGCCCGCCACCGCCACCGCCACCGCCACCGCCACCACCGGCGAGGCGACUCCGCGCGAAGAGCGGGCCCCGGCGUGGGCGGCAGAGCCCAGGCUGCACGCGGCCUCCGGGGCGGGGGCCUCCCGGCUGCUGAAGCCCGAGCUGCAGGUGUGCGUGUUCUGCCGGAACAACAAGGAGGCGAUGGCGCUCUACACCACCCACAUCCUCAAGGGCCCCGACGGGCGAGUGCUGUGCCCUGUGCUGCGCCGCUACACGUGUCCCCUGUGCGGCGCCAGCGGCGACAACGCGCACACCAUCAAGUACUGCCCCCUCUCCAAAGUGCCGCCGCCGCCCGCCCGCCCGCCGCCCCGCAGCGUCAGGGACUGCCCGCCCGGCAAGAAGCUGCGCUGAGGACCCUGGCUCUCGGCUCCCCAGGGUCGCCGCAGCCGCCCCUUGCACCGCUGGGUCUGCGCAGCAUCUCGCCACUGCUGUGGGGAGGCGUGUGGCUCAGCGGUCGGCUCGACUUGGGACGUCGUCCUGGUUUUUCAAAAGCAGCGACCGUGUAGAGUACUUUCCUGCCGAGCGGUUGGGACUGGACGCUGAAAUCCCCGUUUGUCUUCAGUUUCUAGUUUGCACAUCCAGAACGGCGAAGGCUGGGUGUGUAUUCCACUAACUGAAAUAUGGCAACGUAGAGGCGCUGUUUAUUUACUGUAUACGUCGACCUAUUUUAGAUGCGCGUCAGUAUGAAAUUGUCUCAAUCUAAUAUUGGAUGUUUCAUUUUAUGAAUGGAGGCACUUUACUAGGUCUAGAGUAUUUUUUUAAAAGCCUCUGAACUGAGCUUAAAAAUGGCGAUUUUAUGAAAUGUCGGCAAAAUGACUAUUUUAUUGUUUGAAGCGAGUAAUACUCUUAGUUGUCCUUAAAAAUCAGUUACUCUAAUUCCAGGUAAAGCAAGCCCCUGGUAGCAUCACCCUUAUGAGAAGUGAAGGUUUUGUAAACUUUCCAGUAUUAAUUUGGGCGGGUAUUCCCUCCUUGUGGCUUGUUUCUGUCCUAGCUGGAGGUGUAAGAUGCAGUCUGUAGCAGGUAGAAUACAGCUCCUUAUCCUUUUAUGUACCGGAUCUUUUAUUACUGAACUAGCAACUAGUCUUUUCCACCUUUAAAAGUUGUGCCAAGUCAUAAUCAUAUUGUGUAUAACUUGGAAAUGGUGCUGUUUAAAAAACUUGUGUAUUUAUACAGUAACAGUAUGAAUUUAUUAAUCUCACCUGUAACUUUCCUACUUGGCCUUUUCUCUACGCACUCACUUCUAGUUCUUGAAAAACGUUUAUAUUACGAUCAAAGGGAGGAAGGCAAGACAGCAGUAUUAAUUCACCCUAGACUGCUGAAUUUCAGGGUUCCUAAAUGGUGGAGGAAAGCCCAUUCCAGCUGUUGCCUCUCAAAUAGAAGAUGGAUCUCUAGCUCCGACUUGUUCGUGUAUCAACUCGUAUUCGAGAAGGUUCGACCUUAAGAAUACAGGCAGUGCUCAAACUAGAAUAAGCACUAAUUAAAGCAAUUGUUGGGGGUCCUUCACGUUACCAUUCCUACUGGAAGACCCACGUCGAUUUCUGGAACCCCACCGGUUACCCAUAAGCAAGACUAAACCUGAUCCUUAGGCAGAAGUUCCUAACCCCUACUUUACCCUCCCACCCUCACUUUUAAAUCCACCAUACUGAAUGCCACACUGUGGAAUGCAGCCAGUGUGGCUGCCAAUCAAGACAAAAAUAAGUGAAUUAAGAUGAACUCACCUGAAAUGCAUCACUAUCUGAAGAUACCAGCAUGAGAUUUAGUAUACAUGUAUUAGGCUCCCAGCAGGAUUUAGCUAGACAAUUAGACUGCUUUCACAUUCCACAGCUAACUUCCUCCACAGCAAAUUGGCUCAAUCAGGAACCUUCAUUUGAAGGUGUGUUUAGAGGGUGGGGAAAAUACUGGAUAGCUGUCUUUUUGGUCAAAGGUGCCUAUCAAGAACCCCGGGGCAGGUAGGAGAAAAGCAGUUUCUUAGCCAGGAAAGAAAAAAAUCCAACCUUGCUAGUCUUCCCAGACUAGAGAACUGCAGAUCUGACUGGGCCUGAAUUAAGUAGCUUAAUGAAACUGUAAUCGUCCUUUUGCUAGAAAAUACACCGAUUUAAAUGAGCUUUGCUUUCUGGAUGAAGUUUCUAUGGUCAACACGAAUCCUCUUACCUCUCCCACUGCUCCGGUUCUGCCUUUCCAAAAGGACCACUAUAAAUGGAUCAGUACAUUACUCUAGGCCGAAAGGGCUAGCCAGGUGGCAAGAUCAACUAAGCUACUUUGUAUUUUUAAGAGUCAAAUUAUAGAUGUGAGGCUUUGACAUAGCCUCAAUAUAUGGGAGUCACUGUGACGAGAUACACAUUUCACAUUCUGACACCACUACUGUUUUACCAGAACUAAGAACAUGUUGAGCUGGAGUUUCCUGAGGGCAGGAUAGUAUUAGGAAAGGUAUCCAGAAGACCCUCUGUUAACUAGUCAGGCAGCCACUAUUCAUGUAUUUUUUAAGUACCCCAUUUUCAGACCGGGCAUGGUAGCUCACACCUGUAAUCCUAGCACUUUGGGACGCUGAGGCAGGCGGAUCACAUGAGGUCAGGAGUUUGAGGCCAAUAUGGGGAAACCCCGUCUCUACUAAAAAUACAAAAAUUAGCUGGACGUGGUGGCAGGUGCCUGUAAUCCCAGCUACUUGGGAGGCUGAGACAGUAGAAUUGCUUGAACCCAGGAAGCAGAGGUUGCAGUAAGCCCAAAUUGCACCACUGCACUCCAGCCUGGGCAACAGAGUGAGACUGUCUCAAAAAAAGAAAAAAACAAACCAUUUUCAGCCCCUGUGCAAAUAUGCCUAGGUUUUCCAGCUGACAAUACUGAAGUUAAAACACCAAAUAUUACUAUAGUUAAUUUUCUAGGGUUCUUAUGAAAAGUACAUGUAAACACAUUCAUUUAAAAUCCUUGGAACUCAAUGUGAGACUUUAAACAUUUUGCAAAAUUACAUUUUGAGAAACCUCAUUUCUCAAAGUUUAAGAAAUAUGCAAAGUAAUUAUGACAAUUAUCUUAACAUGCUGCAUGCUUGGCUAAGUAGCAAAAUACAGGGAAUACUCAAAAGGGCUUCUUCAACUAUAGAGGUACAGAUUGUCUUAACCUGUUCUUUUCUGUACAGACUCAAAAAUUUCUAGUGGCUUUUAUUUAUCUUUGUAUUUUAAUUUUCCAACAAAGUCCUUUUUGGAAGUUGCAGAAUUAUUAGCUUUGAUGAGAACAACUUUUGUCAUAGAUUUGAUUUAUUAAACUAAAAUUAUACAUAUUAAAAUUAUAUCACAAAUAUAUAUGCUUCCAGACAAAGAAAAGUUUGUUAGUCCUGAUUUUCUAAUCAUAGCCACUCAAGAACAGUCCUUUGACAGUACCCCAUAUAUUUCAGUUAGACUUAUAAAAGUAUAAAUCAAUCUAUGGUCAGUGUCUUUGGUUAAAAAAAAAACACACACACAGGUAGUUCUUGACAUAAAAACAUCCCAUCCCACACAUUAUAGAUGCCAACCACCUCCUGGUAGCCACUAUGGACAACUAAUGAGAUGCAGAGUCUUUUUUGGACCCAUGAUGUCUCGGCCAUUGGAUCCAUCUGUAUUAACAGUAAUGUUACUCUCAAUGAAAACUGCAGAAGCCACCGGGAACAUGGAAGACCACCUAGCAGGUCGGUGAGUAGGCCGGUUGUUCAGCUUCCCUUUAACACCUGUUGGUAAAUACUAGGGAGUAGACAGGGUUGUACAGCCUGGAGCCAAGAGUAGGAUUGCAAGGUAACAGCAUCGGACUCUUCUGCCCUCCUCUUGCACUUGGGUUCUGAGUCCCAGGACAAAGAACUUGGGAAAACAGUACAGGAAACUGAGCAGAAAGGAUGGGUUUGCUGACUAGCCUCAAAAUCUAACACUGAUGUAGGCAGCUGUAACUCAUCUGAACAAAUCUGAUUAAAUAAAUAAUUGGGGCUUACCUGUGAUUUCACAUGUACAGAUCUACUCUCUAGGAAGCAAACUCUUAGCAGGUUACUGCCCCACUUAUAAUCACUGAUCUGAAAUUCUCUUGUUAUGAAAGAAAAGUCCUUCUCCCCACAAAACACCUUUUAAGACUUCUACUUAUUUGAAGUGCCAGAUAGUAAGAAAAGUGUUUAAAAUGAUUUCUAUAAUUGGUAACAUCAAACAGAAAAGGCUGCAUCUGGUUAAGUAAAAAAGUAUUAAUACUCCCUCUUCUGGCCCUACAGCUGUACCAAUAGGAAUUCUCACUACUACUCAGUAACAGAAACAGUAAGUGCCUACAGCCAUGAUGAAUUUGUAACAUUCUCAAAUUAACUAUGAUUUUUCUCAUUUCAGGUGAAAACCCAUGGUGGUACUUCAAACACACACAUGCACACACAAACUCAAGAGGACAGCCUUACAAGGAAACUAAGGAAUUCCUGCAUUAACAAAGGAAGACAUUUUAGGGGAGAAAGCCUAGCCACAUAGGCUUUGUUAUAUUUAGGUUCAUUUUUGUUGAUACUAAACAGACAUUUAAUGGCACUGAUAAAAAUUCAAGUAAAAAACUCAACUGAAUAUGCAAACUUACUAAUAUAAACAAAAUACUAACUAUAACCACAAAUCAACACUAAAACAAAUUCUGUAAGUAUUUUAUUUAUCACUGAAGAAAAAAACACAGCAGCAAGUUCUGUGUUGGCUUCAAUGAGACCAAAGAGUUAAUCUUUAAACAUAGCUACUACACUCCAAAAUUGAAGUCAACACAGUCAUUACUACAAAUUACUUGUUGAAAGAAUCUAUCUUGAAGAGAAAGAAAAUUAGGAAAGAGAAUUUAAACGAUUCCUCCAAACCAUACAUUUAUAAAUAUUGUCAUAUUUAAAAUGCUUGAAAGGCAUGAAUUCUCCAUUAAUGGAAAAGCAGUUUGCUAUUGGCAACAGAAAAAAAAAAAAAAAAAAAACUUAGCGACAGUUUACCAAAUGCUUUAAAAUUUAAAAGCUGUACUGUUUGGAUUCACACUUGGGCAGUAUUCUUUUCAUUACAACAGUAACUGCAAAUUGCUUUAUACUCACCUCCUCUCAAGUAAAAUCUAAAGAAAACCACACUGUAUCCAAUGUUUGUAAUGUUUACUUAAAGUGAAUCUAAAAACAUUCCAAUUUAGUUUGUGGUAAAUACCUCAAAGUAUCUAAAAGAGGUACAUUUCAACCACAUGAAAAGGUGUGAAAAUUGUUUCGGAUUCACUGCUUUAAAGGGUCUUCAAAUAUGUUUUCUUUAACAGAAUCUUACUUCAUUCCAAAUUAAUAUACUUCAAAAUAAAAUUUUAAAAAAAGAUCAGUUCUAUAUCAAGAUAAGGGUGUUAAUACCUGAAGGUUCACAUUUUAAAUUUAUUUUUUAGGUUUCUUGUCAACAAAUGAUUGAUGAAAUAAUGCAACACCCCCUAAAUUCCAGAAAAUGGCAUGGUUUUUCCAACCUCCUGUGGAUAUGGUGCAUGAUCAAUCUAUUAUAUAGGAUUAAUACAAGUUCAUGCUUUUUGUGUUAUGGUGAAACAACAUUAAAGAAUCCAAUUUAGAUUG